ACAGCCCAUAUGUGUGGAAUUUCAAAAAAGCUGUAAACCUCUUGCUCUGAAGAAGAUUGAAACGGGGGCAAGAGAUUAACGAAAAUGGAGACGAUGAUGAGAUUCUGUGGUUCUUCUCCACUCUUCUCGAAACUUCCAUCGCUUUCCUUCCGAUCGUCGAUUUGGGUGCCUAAGCCCAACCGGAAUUAUACUUUCCCGGAAACCUGCCGCCGGCGGACCCCAAUCUUCGUCGGAGGAGGAAACCCUAAGUUUUCUACCAUUUCAGCUUCCAAUGAUCGCAGCGGAAAUCUCGAAGAUUCCUCGGUUCAGAGAGGGGAAUCGUUCUUCAGGACAGUCUUGGCGAGUAUGGAGACAGUCUAUCUGAACAGGAACCCCACAGCCAAAGCUAUUUUAGACCUCGUCGGGAAAUCCGCCGGCGGUGAACGGAUUUGCUACGAUCAUUUUGCGUUUAGGACAUUUGGGGUCCAUGGCCAUGGAAUCGAGUCUAUGGCGAAGAUCUUCCUCGAUUUCGGCUAUGUCCGAAGAGAAGAGCUGCGAUUUCCGGCGAAGAAGCUGAGGGCUUUCUGGUACUCUCCUCCGAGCACUGGUUCAGUUUCCGGCGACGGCGUAAACGGACCGCUGCCGCGGAUAUUCAUUUCAGAACUUCUUGUCGAUCAUCUGUCUCCUCAAGCUCAGAGUAUAAUCAAGAAAUACACUCAAAUGUCGGGAAAAGGAAGUAUGCAUGCCGCAUUGGCCAGUGCAUUAGGAUGCUUGACAUGGGAGACACCAUCGUACCCGGAAUUCGAAACCUUGGCGAGGGAGAGCGAAUACGCAGCGUGGACUCUCGUCAACGGAUACGCACUGAAUCACGUCACCAUAUCCGCUCACCGGCUCAAAUCAUCGCUACGUAACAUUCAAUCCCUCAACGAGUUCAUCGAGGAGAAUGGAUUCAAGUUGAACUCCGAAGGCAGCGUCUUAAAGGUGAGUCCCGACGGAUUGUUGCUGCAAAGUUCGACAGUUGCGGAUUCAUCUUCCUUCCGGUUCGCUGAUGGGGUCGCGGAAUCCAUCCCUCGAUGCUACAUCGAGUUUGCCGAGCGCCUCGUACUUCCUCAGUUCAGACAUUUACCGGAAAAUGAGGUUGAGGAGUUCCAUAGGCGCGACGGAUUUGAGGUCGGAAAUGCCGAUAAGAUAUUCGAGAGCACUUCUAAAGAUCAACUCAGCAGGAAUGUUGCUUGAUGCAUCGUUGAAGAUGAUCGUCGAUGUCGAAAAAUUGCCAUUGAUUCGGUAUACUGUUUACAGUUCUGCAAUCUUAUACUGAUAAAUAAACAAACUGAUAAACCGUAGAUCCAUUUCUAGCUACUAAAAAUCAUUACUACGUAGUUUUCAAGAAAAAUAUUACAUAGUUUCUUGGACAACCACCUUACACGGGGUUUUCGAAGGAAGCCGACGGGUCGGGUCGCCGGAGACCUACCCGUCUUCUAGAACACUUGCGACGAUCGAAAAUGCAAUUCAGAAUUUGCUAAAACUAUGUUACAGGGGGAGGAUUACCACAUGUAAAUGUUCACUCAAAUCAGUCUCUCUGUAUGCACCAAAUUUUUACGUGUGGGACAACAGAAGCAUUCGUCGUAUUUCCAUUUCACGGAGAUGAA
Molecule: messenger RNA, 1628 nt
Organism: Andrographis paniculata
Lineage: Eukaryota; Viridiplantae; Streptophyta; Magnoliopsida; Lamiales; Acanthaceae
Exons: 7
Coding region: 85-1215 (376 amino acids)
Molecular function (GO): oxidoreductase activity
Source: RefSeq, a predicted model, not a curated record